CCCUCAAGGAUGUCCCCAUACUUCCUAUUGUAGAAAUAUAAAAGAGUCCCAACAUAACUGCGCUAGGUACACGUUCCACAACAUCACACCCGUGGCCUGAGGCACGUGCACCAAAAUCAAAAUAGGGGAUAGGUAGUCACCGUUUCCAAUCAGAAAUUAAUCACUUCAAGUAUGAAAAAAAACGCAGUUUCUGGCGAUUCAAAGGACUCGAAUAUAUUCGGGACUUAAAUGACAGCUGAACGAGUUUCCACAAAAAUAAAAUUUCGGUUAAUCCUACCAAAAGGGUGAAAUGUUCGAAUAUCAACAAUAAUGACACGGGGCCUAUGAUCACAAGAUAAAUCUGUCAAUGGCGUUAUCAAAUAAAAUAUUUUCUCAAAUCCCUUUAUAGAAUCUGUGCAGCUGCCUCGAAAUGGCAUCAGAAUACCUAAUUAUUAUAAAUUGAGGGUUGGAUUUUACGUAAAAGGGGAAAUUUCAACGAAAGGGUGGACCAUUCAUUGGGAACAUCAAUCACAAUGAUUCAAUCUCGUCUUUUAUUCAACUUUGAGCAAACCAUGGUCGUAUGUUCGUUACGCUUAAUCCAGAUUUUCGAUACAUACGGCAAAUGUUGACAAUGUCGAACUGAAUUUUAUAAGAGGAAACUGACGUCCAUACGUUGUUGUUGGAAAUAUUGAAAAUGAGUUUCACUCACGAAAAAUCUCGUUUGAAAUGAGCAUUGUGAAGAGGGUGAAUCGCUUCAUUCACUUGACUGUUUGAACAAGAAAAUGACAAAUUUUGGUCUUUUAAUUUUGAAAGAGGAAACUUUGCCUUUUCAAAAUGUGUCCAGAAUAUAAUGAACGCCCUCGUUUUCUGUUUCCCAUGAUAUGAACAGACCUGAUACAAUUAAUGGCCGAACAAUAUCGAGUGAUGUUAAAAAUUUAUACAAUCUACGAUAACUGCGAAUCAUAAAAAUUGACGCAUUCCUUUAAUAAAUGGCGGCUUUUGUCAUUUUAAUUUCACCGAGUUGCGCACGGCGUCGUUUUCCGACGCUUGCGAUAGAUUAACAGUGGGUAGAAAGCGCUAGUAUAGUCUAGGUGUCCGCAAUGACUAUUUUGUAAAAAUCGGCAGUGGUCCCUGGGCCUUCAGAACUGUUGCAUGUCGUCUUCAAGGCGAAGUCAUGACAUCCGUCACGUUACCUUCAACUUCUGGUCCUAUACAUCAGGUCUAUUCGUCGGUGUCAGAAGAAAUCACAAACAGCGAAUCCGACUUCGAGAGCAAUCACCCGAUCAAGCGAUGCCUGAGCACACCGAUACCGCCGUAUUCCUGCAAGAAGCGUCGUAAACAGUCGACCCCCAUCCGGAUAUCGGCCGCCGACUGGGACGGAGAAUCACCGUCAGAAGGUAAGCAAUCCGAGACCUCGCCCGAACCAGAACCACUGCAAUGUUCCGUGUGCCAACAAAGUUUCGACUACCUAGACCAUCUUCAGAGUCAUAUCGCCUCAGCUCAUUCGUCGGCCGAAGUGAAGAAGGAGCCACAGUACCAAAACUUCGAUCCGUACGGGACCAUGCGCGACCUGAAAUAUCCGAGAAACGAGUUGCAAAUGAUGAACGAACUCCAGACCAAAGACUGGAUGGCUCGGUCCCUCAACAGCGCCAAUUCGAUCUUCAUGCAUUUGCCGCAGUUCCCGCAGUCGGAGGGGAUGCAGAGGCAGCCCGUCAAAAUAUUCAAUCCAGAUGCCUUCUGCGAUCUGUGCAACAAAGAAUUCUGCAACAAAUAUUUCCUGAAGACACACAAAGCGAACAAACACGGCAUUUAUACCGAGGCCUCGUCGGAAUCAUCCUUUCCUAAUACGAUUUCAUCUUACGUUCGUUUACCCACAACAGUGCCAAGUGAUAUGCAACUAUCUCAACUCAAAAACGAAUCCCAAAUCACCUCGAAUAUGAUGAAUAAUACCAUCAGUGAUAUGUUUCCUAAUCCAUUUUCCAAUAAAUUAUCUAGGAUAAGUCAAUUAAACAAAACCAAUCCGGACGAGAAGGAUAACAAUGAUAAUCUGCAGAAUUCAAACGGAUCCUCGAACAGCGGAAGCGACAAGGUACCUGCUGAGGCACUAACAAAUGGCGAGGCUGCCAGUCCUAAAAUUAUCGAAAACGAAUCUACCUCAUACAAAAGUGAUCACGAGGGCUCAUACUAUGUUCCUACUAGCAAAAUGUCCCCAGGUCAAAUCAGUUUCAACAAAGACACCGACGUAUCCAGUCGGUUGAGAAAAAUCGGAGUGAUGAAUCCUAAGGCUUUUUGCGAAAUAUGUUGUAAAGAAUAUUGUAAUAAAUAUUUUCUCAGAACUCACAAAAUGAAACGACACGGAAUCAUGAUGCCGGACGAGAGGGAUAACAAAUCCGAUAUACAAAGUUCAUUCCAGUGGAACCAAUCGAAUAUACAAACCAGCCCAUUGAAUCUCAUCAAAACAGAGCAAAUUAAUACAGAGAGAAAAACCACCUCACCAUCAGAUAUAAGUUGUGAUAUUUGUGAAAUUAAAUUUCAAAACGCCAGUUUAGCCCAGCUGCACAAUAUUAGUGUACAUUCGAAACUAUAUUCCAAAGAAGUAACAGAAACAAACGAAUCAACCGGGGAAGAAAACAACAAAAUUCAAGAAAAAUCACCGGAGAAAUCCUCGAAUAGCGAAAACAUAAGUGAAGAUCUGAAGAAACUCCAGACCAUGAUACUGCAGUUGAACGAACUGAAAGUGGAAAAAAUGUCUGUUAGUUGCAACGUAUGCAACAAAGAAUUCGAAGGUAGAUAUUUCCUUCAAGCUCACAUGAUAACCGAACACGGUAUAGUGUUGGAUGAAGUUGCGGACCUCGAAAGACCGGUGGUAGACCCUGAUAACAGUUCAAAUAAUAAUAAUAUGUGCGAUUUGUGUGGUAAGGACGUAGAAAACAUUGUACAACUGAAGAAACACUUGGUAGAGUGUCAUUCGGGCUUAGAAGCGAAUAAUAUCAAAGAGGAAUUCAAUGCAGACAAGGCCAACAGGAUGUCAUCGUCUAAUAUGCAAUUUUCCGAGAGACGUAUGUCAGUGAGUCUAACACCAACAAGCAGCUAUUGCGAGAUAUGCAACAAAGAACUUUGCAACAAGUACUUCAUGAAAACGCACAUGCAAAGGAUGCAUGGUAUAGAAAUCGAAAACGGAGCCCAAAUUGGCGGUGUCGUUUGCGAUAUUUGCAACAAGGAACUCUGCAGCAAAUAUUUCUUGAGAGUGCACAAGCAUAAUACGCACGGUAUCGUCGAAUAUGGCGCUAGUCUUCUACAACCUAAGAAGACAGAAGGUGAAAACACAACAUCCUCAACUUCCGAGUCGGAUUCAGCAAUUAGACCCAACGAUUUGGCCGAUCUAAGCCAUCGAUAUUUCACCCACUUCACCGAAGUCUGCAAAAUAUGUAGUAGGAGAUUUCGAAGCACAAAAUGGUUGAAAGCUCAUCUUUUGAACGAUCACGGACAAGCUGGUGCUGAAAAAUGGUCUGAUAUGGAGCAACAGCUCUCCCAGAACCUUGGCCAACAUUCGAGAACUCAAAUCAAAACCGAGAGCCCCACGCUGAAAAUUCCAAACAGUGGGCAGGAUUCAGUAACGUCCAAUUUAGGUCUGCAUAAUAUUUUGUCACUUUUCGGCGUGGACGAGAACGGAUCGAAAAUUUAUCAGUGUAGCAUGUGCACUUUUACGACAACACUCUUACCGCUAUUAUUUGUUCACGAACGUUCACACUCACAACUUAUCGAGACGGGGAAGAUGGAGUUCAAAUGUCCCGUUUGCGGUCAAAUUUUUUACCAGAACGAACUUCUUCAACAUCACAUAUUCAAACAGCAUCCCCUGUUUCCCCUGCAAGGUGUAUCGAAUGGAAGCGAGGCUUCUAGGGAGGCUUCUCAGACGCCGGACGAAGAAGUUAGGGGUGAAGAACUGACACCUUCGGACGUUACAAACUGCCCGAAACAGAAAAAAAAGAAGAAAUGGCGUAGGCUGGAUUUGACUGCUGACGUGGAACAGUCGCUGAGUGACGUUUCGAAAAUAGCACAAAUGCCAGUUACAUAUGCCCUGCCAAAAUGUUCGAACGAUGAGGACGAUUCGAAGUUCGUCAUGCAAGCUUUCUUGAUGGAGGAGGAGGCAGUCGACCGCCAUGUCAUUCCUGCAGUUGUUUUUUUGCCGGUAUUACAGAAACAACCCGCCCCACUAUCGGUAACGUUCACCCUUACCCCGGCCUAAUCUCUAAUCAGUUCAACACAUAGUUUGCAUAGAUGUGAAGUAUUUUUUUAAGCGAACAAUCGAUGGCGAUUUGACGACACCUGUGAUUUUUAAUAUUUUUUUUUUCAAUUGAUUUAUAUACUUAAUCAUAAGUAAUAAAUAAGCGUAUUCCUAUAUUUGCAAGGGACCUCGUAUAUUACGAGGAACAUAUGAGUACAUAUUUUUAUGCAAAUACCGGAAAGACUGAGUGAAAUACUAUAUAGUCUGUUGAUUUUCAUUUAAAAAUAUCGAGAUACUGAUGUUUUGUAUGAUAGAAAGCUUUAGGUGAUGUUUAAAGAAGUUCCUAUUUUAUCUCUCGAUAUAAUAUCUAAUAUUGGUUCACUAGUGUGUAUGUCUUUGAGUUGUUUGAUGUAGCUUGCUCAACAGUCAGUUAAAACCGCAUACCCAGUCCAUGCAACUCAGGGUUAGCUGAAACGAGUACAAUCAUAGUUUAUGGCUUGGGCCAUAAUUUUUCUUCAGUUCCUGAAUAGCAGAUAAGAGAAAAAUAUCAGUCUACCUAGUUAAGUGGCCGCUAUGAUUAACUGCUGCCAUUGCAUUUAAACUGUUAUUCCAAAAUGCAUUUAUUGAUCCAUAUCCGUAUUAUAUCAAGAACCUCCCUUGCUACUAAGCCAGGCAUCUACCAUUAUGAUUCUUGAUAGAACUAGACGACAAUUCUUUACUUUGGACUACAACUGAUCAAACUUUUCCAUAUUUACGUUUCUCUUUUUUCAUUCCUAGUCGUAAAAUCGAUAAAAUAAUGCAAAUAAACAAACUGAACCCGAGUAGAAUAUCGAUAUUUUUCCGACAGAGCCGAAUUCAGUGAAAAAAUCCUCAUCAAUUCUUCAGUGCUUUAAUAAAAUCGAAUUAUAUGCAAAAGCGGUAGUCCAACGUAAUGAUCCAUAUGAAAGAAAUGAUUCCGUUUCGCGGAUUAUACACUAAUGAUCAUCAAAAACUGAUUCCAUAUACAUAAUUGUGCAAAAAUUUAUUACUUAUACAAAGAAUUAUACCAACUGUUAGAUAAGUUCUAUUUUUGAGGCCCUCAAUCCCUCAUCAUGAAACUUUCGUAUUUUCAGAGUUGUUUAUAUAAGUUUAAAAGUUGAAACAAUCGUGUUUCAAUAAGAACCAUAAAAAAACUACAUAUUAUUUAAUGUUAUCGAAAUAGUACAAACUGAAAUAAACUUUUGCUAAUUACUAAUUAAAAUACUAUAAGCUGUGUGCCUUCAGUAAUUGCAAAUGACCUGCUAUUUCAUAUUGUAACAACCUGGGUGCUAUGAAAUAAGUAUAUUGUUUAUGAUAAACCUCCACAAGCUAUGGGAUUACUUGGGCAUAAAAACUUUACUCCAAUCUAAGUAGGAACUAAAGGGAAAGAUAUCAAAUUAUUUCUAGAAUAUUAUUUAUCGGUCGAACUCGAAAUAAUUCAGAAAAACCGUGUAGCUGCCGGAUGAAAAUGGCACAAAUUGCAUUCAACGCUCCUGAUUAACAUGAAACUGUUCUGCAUAUACAAUUUAUAAGUCAGUAGAGCUUUUAUGUCCAGGUCGGUUCCGUUCCAUAGGGGAUUUUUUUACACACAUUGCUCCUGCUCAUAUUUAAAUUCGACCAAUACAAAAGACGACACUCGUUCAUGGAUCCGAAUGGCUUUCACAUAAAUUUAUGGCCUAAUGCAAAUAAUUUCUUAUUUCUUUAGAAUUUUUGUCCCAUUGUGCGUUCCCCAUUUCCCGAAUUCUGUAAACAGCUGCCCCGCUCGUGCCGUGCACACUCUCUCCCCUCGAUUUCUUUCCCGUGUGGGAAAUAAAACCCCGAAAUUGUAUUUUUUCAAAUUUAUGCAUCUGCCGGAUCGAUAUUCUCAAUACGGAUCUCAACACUUGUUCCAGUGAUUUCUAUACAAUCAAUAUUUCACUAAUUAUCAUUCAAACAAAUAUAAUUAUUGUUUGACCACUAGUUUUGACAAUUUGCUUGGAUUAGAAGCUUUCGGUUAAUCAGUAAACAAUAGUUGAAUAGAAAGAAAUUGAAUACCGAAUUUAGAACUACUCAAAUUUGAGAAUAUCGAGAAAAAUUCAAAUUCAUUUAAAAAUUCACCUCCAUCGCAUUAGAAAUUUCUUUAAUUCAGGUCGUCCUACGAUAAAGAAUCAAGUUCCUAUUCCGAAUUUAAAUGUGAAUAAGAGUAUACCUCAGAAAAAUGUAUAAUCUGUUUAAUUUUGAGAAAAGUUUUAUUGAAAUGAAAGGAACAUAGUCAUAGUCGUCUACAAAAUUUCUCAUGCAGAUCUCAUUUCCAAGUAGCCUCCACUAAAAAUACAACCAACAUCCACCCUUACUCGAGACGAGAGAAUAGAAAAGUCAUU
This is a messenger RNA of Coccinella septempunctata (seven-spotted ladybird), 6582 nucleotides long. RefSeq names its product zinc finger protein 184. Lineage: Eukaryota; Metazoa; Arthropoda; Insecta; Coleoptera; Coccinellidae. The coding region runs from base 1154 to 4225 and encodes 1023 amino acids. The transcript has 2 exons. The record is from RefSeq and is a predicted model, not a curated record.